AUGGUCAAGCUGGAGGAAGUCCCCGAUGAGGAGUUUGAGGCACAACAGCCAGGCCCAAAGGAAGAUGAGGACGAAUGGGACACAGACGACGGUGCGCAUGGAUGCAACCCAAAAGAAGGUUUAAGUACUGACCGCAAUACCUAUCAGACUCAGAGAUCUCCGAUGUAGAAGAUGACGAUGACCUCGACGAAUCGCUACUCGACCGUGUCUACGCUCUCAAAGACAUUGUGCCUCCUACCUACCGCAAAAAACUGUACAACGCUGCGUCGACCGGUUACUCGUGGGCUUCAAAAGGACUGAGCUUAAGUGGCAAGACUUUGUGGGUGGUCAGCACGAGUGCGCUGCUUUUGGGUGUGCCGUGGGCGCUGGCUUUCAGUGAGGAACAGCAGGUGCAGGAGAUGGAGAGAGAAAUGCGGAUGCAGCAGAGUGCAAACGAGGUGAGUUACAUCGAGAUUCCUCGAGAAGGAGUGACAAUGUGCGGGCAAUCGUGUGCUGACUCUUCCGUUCUAGCUCUUGACGGCUGGCUCUGAUGCUGGACAGAGCAAUGCAAGACCUGCGCUCUAG
This is a messenger RNA of Lecanosticta acicola, 564 nucleotides long. NCBI's taxonomy places the organism in Eukaryota, Fungi, Ascomycota, Dothideomycetes, Mycosphaerellales, Mycosphaerellaceae. The record is from the annotation of a GenBank genome assembly.